Molecule: messenger RNA, 1341 nt
Organism: Linum tenue
Lineage: Eukaryota; Viridiplantae; Streptophyta; Magnoliopsida; Malpighiales; Linaceae
Source: the annotation of a GenBank genome assembly
AUGACAACAACACCAUUAUCUCCACUCGUAAUCACACUCUUCAUCCUCUUCUCUAUCUCACUCAGCUCCCACUGCUUCAAAAUCACGACUCAGCUCAUCCACCGCGACUCCUCCUUCUCUCCCCUCUACAACGCCACCGCGACCACCGCCGAUCGUGCUGCAAGGAUCAUCGAAGCUACCCUCGCCCGCUACGGUCACCUAAUCUCAUCUUACGACGACGACAGGCCUCUGGCUGUCGACAUCGUGGCCCCAGGGAUCUGGGGGAUCAAGUUCAACAUAUUCUACGUCAACUUCUCCAUCGGCGACCCGCCGGUGCCACAGCUGGCCCUGAUGGACACCGGCAGCGACUUGUUGUGGGUGAAAUGCCCGCCGUGCAGUCCUUGUUCCACCAGCUCUGGAGCCACCUAUUUUUACUCCUUCAAUUCCAAGACUUACUCUCUGUUCCCUUGCACCGAUGAUUGCGAAAGAUGCACAGAAGGGGGUUGGCCAUGGUCGCCAAAGCACUGCAAAUACAAAAUAGACUACGCGGGCGGCCACAGUUCCGAGGGAGUCUACGCCACCGAGCAACUGACCUUUCAAACCUCCAACAAUGGAUUCGUGACCACAAUCCCAAAAGCCUUCUUCGGGUGUUCUAGCAAGCAGAGCGUGCCGGAAGGUCUCGACCCGCACGUCAACGGGGUUCUAGGAUUGAUGGCCGGAGCCGGCGAUCCUGAUUUCCCCGAUGGCCAGUUCCCUUUGGUUACCCGAUUGGGUACCAGCUUCUCGUACUGCAUCGGCAGCCUGUCCGAUCGUUACUACCCUCACAACCACUUAUCCUUCGGCGAUGCCGUCGACCUGAUCGGGGGAUCGACUCCCUUGUACCUCGAAGACGGCAGGUACUUUGUUCACCUCUCCGGCAUCAGCUUGGGUGGCAAGAUGUUGGACAUCAAGAAGCAAGUGUUCGCGAAGAUGGCGUUGAGGAAGAAGAUUGAGAUGGACAGUGGGUCGGAGUUGUUUCUCCUGUACAUCGAAGCAUUCGAGGUUUUGAAGGCAGAGAUCGAGAGGCUGGCUUUCUGGGAGCUGAUGACACCGGUCUCAUCUCCGCUGAGACCUUUCGAGCUGUGUUACAGAGGAACUGUGGAGAAAGAGGCUCGAGGGUUUCCGGCGAUGGGGAUUCGCUUCGUCGGCGGGGUGGAGUUGGUUGUUGUUAGAAACAAAGUUUCUAACGGAUUUGAUAUUUGGGGAUUAGGGUUUAUACGAAUAGAAUUAGGGAUUGAGAUUGGGGAUUUGGGGAAGAAGAAGAAUAGAAUAGAGAAUCGGCCGAGGCCUUGGAGGGAUAGGAAUCGAGAAUUGAGAGGAUAG